AGUGCAUAUCAGUAGUGAAAAGUAUUUUCAUUUUUAUUAACGAAUUACGGAGAUAACAUCGAUAAUGCAGCAAUCAGAUUUGAAAAAGUGCGCCCCGGAUGUCGAGCUUGAAGUAACCAUAGUGGAUAUUCUGGAUUAUGUGGGCGAAUCUGUGCGGCCGAUCAAAGAAGGUUAUGCUGUAUAUGCCGCGAAUCAUGUAAUCUGUAUCGGAUACCGCCAGCAAGAUGCAGUAAAUACGGAAGUCACUGGUUACGUGACUCAGACCUCGCAUCCUGGAUUGGCUCCACAUGAAGUGUUCUUGAAGCUGCAACAGGACAUUUCUAAAUGGACACUGAAAUGUUCUUGCAAAGCUGGAACAGCUAAAUGCAAGCAUAUUGUUGCAUGUUUGCUCCAUAUAGAGAAGUAAGUACCGUUGUGGGAUACAAUUAAAACGCCUUCAUAUAACUAAUCAAUUUCA
Messenger RNA from Aedes aegypti (yellow fever mosquito), 457 nucleotides. RefSeq lists its product as uncharacterized. The record is from RefSeq and is a predicted model, not a curated record. Lineage: Eukaryota; Metazoa; Arthropoda; Insecta; Diptera; Culicidae. Gene Ontology annotation, molecular function: zinc ion binding. The coding region runs from base 65 to 406 and encodes 113 amino acids. The transcript is spliced from 2 exons.